Aspergillus versicolor CBS 583.65 is the source of this 1077-nucleotide messenger RNA. Its product is annotated as putative extracellular cellulase CelA/allergen Asp F7-like. The record is from RefSeq and is a predicted model, not a curated record. Lineage: Eukaryota; Fungi; Ascomycota; Eurotiomycetes; Eurotiales; Aspergillaceae. Bases 1 to 1077 code for a protein of 358 amino acids. The transcript has 2 exons.
AUGAGGUAUCAGAGUGUGGCAUCUAUUGCCCUCGCGGCCCUGAGCGUCAGCACCGUUUCUGCGAUCCCUCUUAAGCCUGAUGGAGAUGGCUACUGCCCAGCAGGAUAUUCGCCGAGCGUAUCCUAUAUCACUGUCACUGUGGAGCCCACUCAUGUUGUUGAGCCAACUUCCUCUGUCACUUCAGAGCCCUCCUCGACCGUCUCAACCACCUCAACUACGUCGAGUACUGAAACUUCUUCAACCACGGAAGAAGCAGUUGCUACCGUAGGCGCCAUUGAGACCAUACCGGCUGCCUUUCUCGAAGAGUCUUCUAGCACCGAAUCAACUGGUUCCCCUCCCUCAACCCUGUCCAUCGUAGAAUCAGCACCGACUCAAGUUGCCGUCGUCCAGUCUACAACCACAACCACCCAGUCUGCCUCCAAGACAGCAGCAGGCACCGCAUCGGACGCAUCCGCUUCGUCCACUGAGAGCGCAGCCACCACCACUUCCGGCAAAGCCACCUUCUACGGCGGUAAUCUCUCUGGCGGAGCCUGCUCGUUCAGUGAUUACACCAUUCCCUCGCAUUUAUUCGGCACUGCCUUCUCUGGCGAGGCCUGGGACAACGCCGCAGAAUGCGGUGCUUGCGUUUCCGUCACCGGCCCCAGUGGUAACUCUAUCAAGGCUAUGAUCGUCGACGAAUGCCCCGAAUGCGCCUCCAGCGACCUCGAUCUCUUCGAGUCCGCCUUCACCGAACUCGGCUCCGCAUCCAAAGGGAUUCUCCCCAUCUCAUGGAACUUCACGCCCUGCUCUAUUACUUCACCGCUGAUCCUCAAAAACAAAGAGGGCACGUCGGCCUACUGGUUCUCGAUGCAGGUGGUCAACGCGAAUGAAGCUGUGGCUUCGCUUGAGGUUAGCACGGAUAACGGAUCCACCUGGCAAAAGACUACGCGGAGCGAGUAUAACUUCUUCGAGAAUGAUUCGGGGUUUGGUUCGGAGAACGUGGAUGUUAGGGUUACGGGUGCUAGUGGGAGUAGUGUUGUUGUGAAGAACGUGGGGGUUAGUUCUGGGAAGAGCGUCACUGCGGAUGAGAAUCUCUGA